Messenger RNA from Nerophis lumbriciformis (worm pipefish), 2097 nucleotides. RefSeq names its product CCR4-NOT transcription complex subunit 2-like. Gene Ontology annotation, biological process: regulation of DNA-templated transcription. Gene Ontology annotation, cellular component: CCR4-NOT core complex. NCBI's taxonomy places the organism in Eukaryota, Metazoa, Chordata, Actinopteri, Syngnathiformes, Syngnathidae. The record is from RefSeq and is a predicted model, not a curated record.
GCAAAGCGAUGUCGGCCAUCUUGGAGUGUAGCGGGGAAGAAAGAUUGAUGCGGUGACACACGGGUAUGUUUGGUGCUAACCGGAAGAAGUUCAUGGAGGGGGGAGUAGAGAGCGACUACACGGACGAGUCCAGCCUCUACUACAGCCAACAGUCCAUGUUCCCCCCCCACCGGACCGAGAAAGACAUGUUGGCGUCUUCCUCGGCAUCGUCACCGGGUCAGCUGUCACAGCUGGGGGCGAGUUUGUACGGUCCUCAAAGUGCGCUGGGCUUCCCCAUGCGCAGCAUCAACAGCAGCGCAGCGCCGCCAUUAAGUCGAACCGGCCUCAAUCAGUCGGCCAGCCAACUGUCCGGUCACUCCAGCACGGCCAACAGCAGCAUGCAUACGCCCCCCUCGCCCAGCAGGGGGAUUCUCCCCAUGAACAGCCGCAGCGUCCUCAACCACAAUCAGCAGGUAGGCGGACCCACGGGCCAGCCAAUCGGGAUGGGAGGGGAGCGUGGAGGCGGAGCUGGUGGGAGGAGCGCAAACAUGGGGAGUCCCAGCAGGUCGUCGCCCAGCAUCAUCGGGAUGCCCAAGCAGCAACAGUCGCGACAAGCCUUCACCAUCAACAGCAUGUCAGGUUUUGGCGUGAGCAGGAAUCCUGGCUACAACAUGAACAACUCUCUGGCCAGCAACAUCUUCAACGGCACAGACGGCAGCGAGAACGUCACCGGGUUGGACCUGUCCGACUUCCCAGCCCUAGCGGACCGCAGUCGAAGAGACGGAGGCUCCAAUCCUACGCCGCUGCUCAACCCGCUGGCCGGGCGGGCGCCGUACGUUGGCAUGGUAACAAAGCCGUCUAAUGAGCAGUCGCAGGACUUCUCGAUACACAACGAAGACUUCCCAGCGCUCCCUGGGCCGAACUACCAAACGAAAGACCCGAGCGUCACCAGCGAAGACAGCAAAGUGAGUCUCAGCUCAUCAGGUAAGCCAACCUCCAACUCAGACGGUCCUAAGUUUCCAGGGGAUAAAAGUUCUGUGACGCCAAGUAACAACAACCAGCAGAAGAAAGGCAUCCAGGUGCUUCCUGACGGCCGCGUGACCAACAUCCCGGUCGGCAUGGUAACGGACCAGUUUGGAAUGAUUGGCCUGCUGACGUUCAUCCGGGCGGCGGAGACGGACCCAGGAAUGGUGCACCUGGCGCUGGGUUCUGACCUCACGACACUGGGCCUCAACCUCAACUCCCCUGAGAAUCUAUAUCCCAAGUUCGCAUCUCCCUGGGCGUCAGCGCCAUGUCGACCGCAGGACAUCGACUUCCAUGUGCCGUCAGAGUAUUUGACCAACAUCCACAUUCGGGACAAGCUGGCCGCCAUCAAGCUGUCCCGAUACGGCGAGGAUCUUCUCUUUUACCUCUACUACAUGAACGGCGGAGACCUGCUGCAGCUGCUGGCGGCCGUGGAGCUCUUCAAUCGGGACUGGCGGUACCACAAAGAGGAGCGCGUGUGGAUCACCAGGGCGCCCGGGAUGGAGCCCACGUUGAAGACCAAUGCUUACGAGAGAGGGACGUACUACUUCUUUGACUGCCUCAACUGGAGGAAGGUCGCCAAGGAGUUUCAUCUGGAAUACGACAAACUAGAAGAGCGGCCUCACGUUCCCUCCACUUUUAACUACAACCCCGCCCAGCAGGCCUUCUGAUUGGCUGUGGCACAGCUGCCUGCCUGCCAUUGGUGAAUCGGACAGACUCCUCCCCCUUCUUCAUUUCCAUUUCUUUGACCUCAUUGUUUCCAUCGUCAGGUCAUUUCGCUAUUGAAAGAGGACAAAAGAUGUUGUCAGCUGACAGGGAGCCUCACUCUGUCAUGUUUACUUCUACCUGGCAACAACGGACGCUGACACUCAAGCUUCCUCCAAAAUGUCCCGACAUUCCUUUAGCUGGCUUUAGGGGGCGCCAAUACUCGUUUCCAAGGAAACCACCACAGACAGUCUCCAGGGACCCAGGUUGGCUACCAUGACAACAGCUGGCAGCAGCCACGCCAAGGACACGCCCACAGAGCCAUGUGACCUGGACUCAAUAUGGCAGCUAGUGUUUUCAUAGCAACAAAUAAAUAUUCUGUUAAUGAAA